CUGUGUCCCUGGGACACAGUGGAUCACCAAUCAGCGGAAAGAGCCAAUGACUUCAGCUCUGUCAUGUGAUCAGCUGUGUCCAAUCACAGCUGAUCACAUAGGAGAGCCGGUAAUCGGCAUUCCUCAGAGGGGACAUCUACACUGAUCAUCAGGGCACUGAUGAUCAGUGUGCCCUGAUGAUCAGUGUAGCCCCAUCAGUGCCACCUGUCAGUGUCCAUCAAUGCCACCUGUCAGUGCACAUCAGUGCACAUCAAUGCCUCAUAUCAGUGCUUACCAGUGCACAUCAAUGCCACAUAUCAGUGCCCAUCUGAGCUGCCUUUCAGUGCCACCUAUCAGUGCCAGUCAAUGCCACCUAUCAGCGCCACCUAUCAGUGCUGCCAAUCAGUGCCAGUCAGUGCCGCCUAUCAGUGCCAUAUAUGAG
This is a messenger RNA of Staurois parvus, 421 nucleotides long. Lineage: Eukaryota; Metazoa; Chordata; Amphibia; Anura; Ranidae. The record is from the annotation of a GenBank genome assembly.